UGAAGAGAAGAUGAAAAAAUAAAAGUUUUUACACAGUACACUCUAUACAUCUACAUCAAUUUAUUGUCAAUGUUAUCCCAUAGUAAACUCGUGUUUGUUUGAUUGGCUCUCACAUUAAUUGUAAAUUAUAUUACUAACCGCCAGAGGGCAGACGUACACUACGAUGUGCUAGUACACUGCACUUACUCGCCAGCAUUAUCAGGGGGAUUAAACAGUCAAGUUAACUGAAGUGCGCUCGCCUGUCCUGCUCUUAUGCUGAGAGAGGAGACUGAGGGUCGGACCUUUACGCUGAACCCGAUGGAGCUGUUUUUAUCACCCUAGAGAUCCGGGUCAUGGCAUCGGUCUCAUUGGAUGGAGAAUGAGUUCAAUGCGCAAACUGCACUCAUCACGAUCUCAACACUGAAGAACUUUUCUGGGUUAGGAUUUGUUCUCAUAUUGAAGCAGUGGCUUGAACAACCACAAUGAGUAACAUCUACGAGUCAGCUGCCACCACAUUGGGCCUCUUCAACAGCCCAUGUCUAACAAAAGUGGAGCUGCGCGUGGCCUGUAAAGGAAUAUCUGACAGGGAUGCUCUGUCCAAGCCUGAUCCAUGCGUAGUCCUCAAGAUGCAGUCCCAUGGACAAUGGUUUGAGGUGGACCGUACGGAAGUGAUUCGCAGCAGCAUCGUUCCGGUUUUCUCCAAGGUCUUCACUGUGGAUUACUACUUCGAGGAAGUGCAGCGGCUCCGCUUUGAGCUGCAUGACAUCAGCAGCAACCAUAAUGGACUCAAAGAUGCAGACUUCCUGGGUGCCAUGGAGUGCACGCUCGGACAGAUUGUAUCACAGAGAAAACUCUCCAAAGCUUUACUGAAGCAAGGAAACACAGCUGGAAAAUCAUCUAUUACAGUCACAGCAGAAGAGUUGUCUGGGAAUGAUGACUACGUGGAGUUAGCGUUCAGCGCCAGGAAACUGGAUGACAAGGACUUUUUUAGCAAGUCUGAUCCAUUUCUGGAAAUCUUCAGAGUAAAUGAUGAUGGCACAGCAUCGCUGGUGCACAGAACAGAGACCAUAAUGAACAAUCUCAGUCCUGUCUGGAAAUCAUUUAAAGUUUCUUUAAACACACUCUGCAGUGGAGACCAUGAGCGAGAGCUAAGGUGUACGGUAUGGGACUGGGAUUCUAAUGGCAAACACGACUUCAUAGGGGAAUUUCAAACCACCUUCAAAGACAUGAAGUCAGCAAUGGAUGGGAAGCUGAUACAAUGGGAAUGCAUCAAUCCUAAGUACCAGUUGAAGAAGAAAAACUACAGAAAUUCUGGGAUGGUGAUUCUUACCUUGUGCAAGGUCAUAAAGAUGCACUCUUUUCUGGAUUACAUCAUGGGAGGCUGUCAAAUACAGUUUACAGUUGCGAUUGAUUUCACUGCCUCAAACGGUGACCCUCGAAACAGCUGCUCCCUCCACUACAUCCACCCUUACCAGCCAAAUGAGUAUCUCAAAGCUCUUAUUGCGGUUGGAGAGAUCUGCCAAGACUACGACAGUGACAAAAUGUUUCCUGCGUUUGGCUUCGGAGCACAAAUCCCUCCAGACUUCAAAGUUUCUCAUGACUUUGCAGUCAAUUUUGAUGAGGACAAUCCAGAAUGUGCUGGAAUUCAAGGUGUGGUUGAGGCUUAUCAGAACUGUCUGCCAAAAAUCCAGCUGUAUGGGCCAACUAAUAUCGCUCCCAUCAUCCAGAAGGUUGCCGACUCUGCUUCUGAGGAGAUGCACACCAAAGAGGCCAUGGAAUACUUUAUACUGCUGAUCCUGACAGAUGGAGUGAUCACAGAUAUGGCAGACACGCGAGAGGCAAUCGUCCACGCCUCCCACCUGCCUAUGUCUGUCAUCAUCGUCGGUGUGGGCAACGCGGAUUUUAGUGACAUGCAGAUGUUGGAUGGUGAUGAUGGGAUACUCCGCUCACCUAAAGGAGAACCCACCCUUAGGGACAUUGUACAAUUUGUGCCAUUCCGCAAUUUUAAACAUGCUUCUCCGGCAGCGUUGGCUAAAAGUGUUCUGGCUGAGGUUCCCAAUCAAGUAGUGGAUUACUACAAUGGAAAAGGCAUCAAGCCCAAAUGCAUGUCGGACUAUGAGUCUUCCAGGGCUUUCAGUCCCUGAGCUACGCACAGCCAUAGAGCAUCUUCGGAGACUCGUGAGAGCUCGGCUUUUGUUUUCGACAACUUCAUUGAUCAUUUCUUGCUUGCAGCAACAGUAUGGGCAUUGACAAGCUGGUCUGUCCUUGUUUUUCACAUUAAAUUUUCCUUGACCAGUCUUCAGAAUUUCUUUUUUUUAACAGGUUUCAAAUGAUAUGUGGGUGAGAAAAUGAUGACAUUAUUAUGGGUGAAUAAUACCUUCACACUUACAUUAUACAUUAAGCAGACGCUUUAUUGCAUUGCACCUUCAAACAAACAAAUCUGCCAGCACCUUUAGGUCUACUGUCACAUGCUCUAUGUCUAUGUAAAUAAGUGGGAAGCCUGAAAAAUUGAAACAUGCAAUUGUGGAUAGUCUUCCUUUAGAUUCAGAUGUCAGACAUGCAUUUGUUAGAGCUUUUAAUGCUCUUUCCUUACUAAUGAAUUUUUUUUUUUUUGGCUGACAAGCUAUACAAGGGCUAUAUAGUCCAAUAUAGCGUAAUAUUCUUAUGUGAUAGUUUAGGAGGGAAGUGAUUUGGUUACUGGCCUGCAUGACCAAUGCUCACUAGUCAGUGAUGUUAGUCCUCUGUAAUCCAAAGUGCAACCAUUUAAUUAUUGGUUUAUUUAUUCUAAUCAUUUUAUUUAAUAAACUUAUUUUGACGUGAGGCCUUUACAACUACAAAUGUUACAUAAAUUUAAGUGUACUGUAUAUAAAGAAUAUAAAUAUUUAUUUGAAAGCA
Molecule: messenger RNA, 2874 nt
Organism: Misgurnus anguillicaudatus (oriental weatherfish)
Lineage: Eukaryota; Metazoa; Chordata; Actinopteri; Cypriniformes; Cobitidae
Gene: cpne4b
Product: copine IVb
Biological process (GO): cellular response to calcium ion
Cellular component (GO): plasma membrane
Molecular function (GO): calcium-dependent phospholipid binding
Source: RefSeq, a predicted model, not a curated record